CAAAGUGCACUGCUGUCAAAUGCACGUGUUUCGUUUCGUUUUCGUCAUCCGAUCCGAUGUGAUUUUAAUUUUUUAAAGUGAAUUGUGUUACAAAUGAGGUUAUAAAUUAAAAAAUAAAAUAUUUCCAGUGAUAUGGUUAAUUAAUUUUAUAAUCGUAACCAUAUUACAAAAUAGUGUAAAAAUCUGAAAAUGCCUUCUACGUCUUUAGCGGAGCAACUGCAGAAGCUUUCUGCACCGCAGACAUCUAUAUAUAAGGAAGACAAGAAGAAAGCAUCAUUGCUUUUCGACCCUAAAGAAGCGGCGACCAAAGACCGCGAUACUUUUUAUGAAAUCGGUCUCAGCGGCUUAAAAGAAUUAAUUGCACUAUAUGAAGGCUUUCGCGUGUACGAAGAUGCCCUAUUCAGUGUAUCAUCGAAAGACUUCGAACGAGCGGUUCAAAGUAAAGAAGUGAAUCAAAACUUGGAUCAGACCAUAGAAAAGUUUUUACUACAACUAUCUCCGUACUUUCUUCUACAAUCUUCUCAUAAAGCUUUAGAAUGGCUUGUAAAUAGAUAUCACAUACAUCAAUACAAUCAGGAUGCAAUUAUAGCCCUCAUCCUUCCGUACCAUGAAACAAAGAUUUUCAUACGCUUUGUACAGUUGUUCAGACUGAAGGACUCCAGAUGGGAGUGGUUGGAACCAGUCCAGAAACAUGGAGUCCCUUUAACAAAACAAGUUCUUCAUAACCAGUGUGUGUCAAAUAAUUCCACAUUACAAUUUAUUGCAGCAACCACAGAUAAAUAUGUUAAAGAAUAUGGAGAAAGAGCUACACAAUUGAACACAGUAUUUGCAUUUUUGUGUUCAACGGCCAUAGGAACUAUCAAUACCAAACAAAAUGUAAAUGAAUCCAUAAUUAGUGCACUUUUGCCGACCAUUACUAAAGGCCUGGAGUCUCCAAUCGCAGACUAUAGGUCUACAGCGUAUGUUGUACUCGGAUAUUUAUCAACAAAAACAUCUUUUAAGUUAAAAACAAUUAAUGAACUUAUUGUCAGACUAUUGAAUGCUGAAUUUGUAUCAUACGAUGUGGUGUUACUUAUCAAUGUAAUAUACACAAAUCAGACACACUUGACAAAGAUUUCAGAAAAUAUUUUAUCUAAUAUAUCUGUCAAUAUGAUGCAGUCUAUAUGCAAACAUCUGAAGAAAUUGGUUGAACUAAAUAUAAGCAUUCAUGUAUUUUGUUCAGUCUUCCUAAAGAGUGUUAUAACUAUUUUGCAAUCAAAUUUUGAGCACUUUCGAAGGUUUAGUCAGUUGCCUGAAAUCUUUGUAGAUGAGGUAGAUCUCAAAAACCAGCAACCUGAAAAAAUUAUCAAGCAAAUAUUAAAUGUACUGAAGUGCUUAAAAACUGAAAAGAAUGCAGAAGAAAGUGACAUUGAAAUAAUAGACGAUGAUAAUGAAGGAGAUGGGUUUUCAACUAAAAUAAUAAUGUGGUACUCACAGUUCUUGAAAAACCUUGAGAACAAAUAUCCAGCGGCUUUUGACAAAGUAAUAAAGAAAGAAAUGAGUUCAGAAAGUAAAACUCCUAGCCACAAACAACAGCAACUAUCUAAAGUGUUAGGGUUUAAGCCUGCGGUUGCUCAUAAAGUUGGUGGGACAUAUCUCUUUGAAAAUUUGAAUCACAUCAAUCCUGAAUUGAGGGUAGAGGCAGUGAAUUAUGUUGCUAAAGAGUUUGAAGCAUUGAAAAUGGAAGACAAAGAUUUUCUCAAAGACUCAAUAAUUAACAGAUUUAAAGAUGACAAUCCGGAAGUUGUAAAGGCUGCUCUAGAAAUUCCAAAUGAGAAUCUACAAGAUGUUCUUAAUGGCAGUGACUUGACAGAUUUGCUUGUCAAUAUUACUGCAAGAGAUUCAAAGAAAUGGUUGCAUGUAACUAUGGCAGCUAUAAGAAAAUUUUGUAUGUUUGCUAAUCUGCCUAUCAACCAGGAAGUUGUGUUUUGUAUAAUGCCAUACAUCUUUGCUAAAGAUGAUGAAUCUGCUGAGUUCACAUAUCAAAUACUUUCGUCAGUGUGGGCAAAAAAUCUAGGCUUUACAAAAAAAUCUGUUGCUGCAGCAAAUUUUAAAAACCACUCACUUCUAAAUGAAAAUAUAUUCAAAGCUUUAUUUGUAGACAGAAUCAUAACUGUAGAUCAUAUUUUUAAUUCAUUUACAUUGAAUAAGGAUAGUGCUAUUGAUAUAUGCUUAUAUGUGCUCCUAAAGUCAAGCUCACAUAAUUUGACUACACAAGAAUGUAUAGAAAUAUUAAAUAUUAUUUUGGAAUCUAUUGAAACGAGAUCUAUAGUUGCAGGCAGUGACAAUAAAUUUACUUCUAAAUCAAUAAUUGAAUUUAUAAAAUAUGCUAGGAAAAAUAAAAUCAUGUUUGAAGUAAUGGAAUACACUUUCUCAAGAAUUAUAGAUCAGUUGAAUAUUGAUGCUGUAACAAAGCCUUGGUGUAAUAUAUUAAAAACACCAGAAACGAUACUUGUCAGGCGAUUGUAUGAAGUUAUUAUAACUGGAUGCGGUAUACCAGUGUAUAAUGCAAGGUACGCGAAAUUAUUACAAAAGCUUCUAGAGAAAUUUUUCAAAGAUCCAAAAGAGAAAUUUAACUUUCUGGCCAACUUUGCUUGUGGUCAUAUAUUGUAUGCUAUAGAUCCAAAAGAUGUAAUUGGUCCAGAAAUUCAAAUAAGGACUUUAAAAUUAAUGAUAAACUUCAUGAAUGUAAGCUGUAAUGAUUGGAUUUACAGUUCAGAUGUUCUCAUUUUGAUGAUACUAUUUGAUUUAAACAAUCCUGUAACACCAAUUCGACAAUGUGUAAUUGACCUUAUAGAAACAAUUUUAAACACUAAUCCAGACAAAAAAUUGAUUUAUGUGCAGCUAUUACAACAAUUGAUAAAUCAUAAGGAGGAGUUAAUAUUAGACCAUGAACAACUGCCUCAAGUUUUAAAGACCAUUUUAACAAAUCAGUCAAUAGCCAAUAAAAUCUUCAGUAAAAAUUGUAUAUUGAAGCUGACAGGACUGCUCACGGGCAACACACUUUGUCAUAUAAAAUCAGCAUUAGUAAAAGUCCUAUCUGGAAUUAUUAAUGCUAAUACGUAUAGCUACAUUGUGCCAGCUUUGAAAACUUUGGAGACAGCCAUGGAUCAAAACAAACAUGAUAAGAAAUUCAUUUUCGACAUAUACGAGUCUAGUUUAAUUGAAAAUAUUUAUAGUCAAAUAAAUGAAACUACAAUAUCUUCGUUCAAUAAAGAGGAAGUUUGGAAAUCUAUUGAAAUUGGCUUAAAGGAAUACAGAGAAUGUGUUUCUGAUAAUGAGUCCUUUCAAAGCCCUUGUGUUUUAAUUUUGAGGGAGAUCAAUGAAGAGGUCUUCAAUAAAGUCCCUGCCGAAAAAUGUAAAGAUUUGGUCUACCUCAUAACAUUAGCUGGUGCUUUCAGCAAUAAUCCAACGAUUGCAAGUUCUGCGUCGAAGGUCAUGAAAAAAAUACAUUUGCGUUUUGAUGACUUUAAAUCUAUUCUUGAUGGAAUGUUAAAUGUGGCAGAUCCAGUAGUAAAUGUUCCUAAAAAGAAAAAGACCACCAUGUCUAUGAUAUCUUAUCAAACGGCGGAAACCAAGGAAUGGCGCCUUGGGGUGACGCUGCUGGAAUAUGUCCAAAGCAAAAAGAAAAUGACAGUGGAUACACCAUUUGUUACGAUUUUGUUCCAAUUGCUUAACAAAUGUCUAAGGUUUGAAGAACAGUCUUAUGUUGAAUACACAAAGCAAUUACUUUUGUCUUCUCUGUGGUAUUUCUGUAGAAAAUUUAUUAAUGACACUGAUAAAGAACAGCUAAAGUCUGUUAAAAAUAUAUUUGACGUGGAAACAAUAGUUCAAUGUAUCAGAGGCACUCAAAAUCCUCAAACUCAACACCACGCGUUAAUUCUUUUAUCACAUGCAGCUUACAUGUUACCUGAACAAGUUCUUCACCAUACCAUGGAAAUAUUCACCUUCAUGGGCUCUUCAGUUCUUCGACACGACGAUGCGUAUAGUUUCCAAAUUAUUACGAAAAUUAUCGAGACACUUAUUCCGAUUCUGGUUAAACUGGACAAAAACAUUGAUGAAUACAAUGAAAAAGAACUGAAACAAUUGGAAAAACGUGUCGUGCCUGUUCUUCGUAUUUUCGCUGAUGUCGUUUUACAUGUACCGGAACACAGAAGAUUACCUUUGUAUAAGAAGCUUAUAGAAACUAUUGGUCCAAAUCAGUUCCUCUGGGUUUUCCUGGCUCUGUUAUUAGAGACGCAUAUUGCUCAUUUCAAUGACAAUAAGAAGAAAGACAAGAGACCAACAAGGACUUUAGCAGACCAGGAAUCGCCAAUAAAUAGAAUGGACUUUGGGCAGAAUAUUCUUCUAGAAUUUCCACCAGAAGUUUGUCUAGAAAACUUUAUUAAAUUAACUGCCUAUAUGAAGUCUUUGCCUUUACAAAAGGACGAGGAUACAAUGGACACGAACGUCGAUAGCGGUGAUAUAUUCAGUAUAAGUGGUCAUACGCCGAUCCAAUUGAGGCACUACAAAUAUGUUAUUGUCACUUUUAUGACCACUUGCUUAUCGUCGUCAAGGUUCAUCCAACAUUGUAGUCAAGCCGUAGACCUUAAAGUAAUGGAAAAUAACUACAAAACAUUCAUUAUAAAUAUUCUUACAUUUAUUCAAAGUAUAUCAAAAGUCGCUGAUGAGAAAACCGCUAAAUAUUGGCGCGUGAUGCUCCACCAUAGUUACGAUUUGUUGGAUCACACCAACAAUUUGUUAUCGGCUCCCAUGUUUUUGUCUGUUAUCCGCGGUCUUUUGAAGCACACCUUACAGACUGUGCGUCGCAAGUCAAUGGAGUUGUUGAACACAAAAAUACAAUUCAGUCCAGAAAUGUUUACAGAUGUUGAUAAAACAUUGAUGUUUUCACUGCUACCGAGUUUAUUAGACAUCGUUAAAACGAUCGAAAUUCAGGAAAAUGUUGAUGAAAAUGCAGCUCAAGAAUUAGAACUGAAUCAACAGACCGCUCUUUUAUCUUUGAAGUUGUUAACGCGUAUGCUAGCGUUAGACAAUCCUGACGAAUUUACACCAGUUCUGGAAACUGUCACAAAUUACACAUGCAAUCCGAAUUUAUCUGGAAACGUGAUGGCGUCCGUUGUGCUCUGUUUGGCGGAAUUGUGCGGAAAUCUGAAGGCACACGCAUUGAGCAGUUUGCGAAAAUUCAUGCCAGCUUUAAUCAAAGUGCUUAAGAAGCAACGUAAAGCUGAAACUCCCGAAUUGGUCUUGCUCAGCUCAGUGACAGCGAUUUCUAAAAUUGUGGAAAGUGUGCCUCUAUUCUUGAGUCCAUAUCUGCAGAAGAUUUUGUAUGAAUACGCGUUAUUGCUGUCGAAAUGGCAAGCGGGCGAUCAGGAAUGUAGCAAAGUGUCUGCUAUUGUGUCAAAAUUGAUAAAUAUAAAAAAGAAGAUCGCUUUAUCUAUACCUCCUCGAGUAUUGAUACCAGUAGCGAAUGAGACGCAUCACUUGAUUUUGGAAAAGAGGAAUCUGGAUGCCAUUGGUCCAGUUAUGUCCGUUUUAGCGGAUAGCUUCGCGAACAUAACCACAGCAGAUUUCACUGCCUUGCAACACGAUUUGACUUCGUUCUUUCUAUCUGCAUUGCAACUGAGAAGUGAUGGAUCUGAAAAGCUUAUGGACGCUGAGAUAAUUGAUAAAGCUGAGGAGGAAGUGGUGAAUGCUCUGGUGAACUUGGUCCUGAAGCUAUCGGAAACCAGCUUUAGGCCAUUCUAUUUCAGAAUUUACGAUUGGGCAAUAAGAACAAAUGUUGAUGGUCAUAAAGAUAGAGUGAUAACUUUUUAUAGAUUAAGCAGUGCAGUCGCUGAGAAACUGAAAGGUCUUUUUGUACUUUUCGCUGGCCAUUUUGUUAAAAACGCAGCAGAGCUUCUAGAUUCAUGCAACAAUAGCAAAACUGAACAACUGUACUUCGAAUCAGACGAGAAAUGCAUAACCCUUAUUAACUAUAUAAUUAAAACUUUGCAAAUAGUUUUCCUUUACGACAGCCAAAGUUUUCUUAAUAAGGAUAGAUUUGAGACGUUAAUGCAACCAGUGGUCGAUCAGUUGGAGAAUACAGUGGGAGGGAUUCCGAGCCUUAAGUCUAGAGCUACACAGUUGAUAAUCCCUUGCAUAUCUCAGUUCGCUGUGGCGAUUGCUGACGAUUUACUCUGGAAACUUCUCAACUAUCAAGUUUUGUUGAAGACUAGACAUAAUGAAGCUGAAAUAAGGUUGAUCGGUCUGGAGUGUCUCGUGUCUAUGGCGUCUCAGCUGGGCAGCAAUUGGCUCCCUCUGUUAGCGGAGAGCGUGCCGUUCCUGGCAGAACUGCUCGAAGACGGCGACCCGCGGAUAGAGGGCGCCACCAAGCACGCCGUGCGAACACUCGAACAAAUACUGGGCGAACCGCUGGAGAAAUACUUUUGAUAUUAAUUUUAUAAUACCUAAAACAUAAAUAAAUGAUAUGAAGAAAAA
Messenger RNA from Bicyclus anynana (squinting bush brown), 6516 nucleotides. Its product is annotated as HEAT repeat-containing protein 1. The record is from RefSeq and is a predicted model, not a curated record. Gene Ontology annotation, molecular function: snoRNA binding. Bases 190 to 6468 code for a protein of 2092 amino acids. NCBI's taxonomy places the organism in Eukaryota, Metazoa, Arthropoda, Insecta, Lepidoptera, Nymphalidae. The transcript is spliced from 5 exons. Gene Ontology annotation, cellular component: small-subunit processome; 90S preribosome; t-UTP complex. Gene Ontology annotation, biological process: positive regulation of transcription by RNA polymerase I; maturation of SSU-rRNA from tricistronic rRNA transcript (SSU-rRNA, 5.8S rRNA, LSU-rRNA).